CAAACCAACCUUUCCAACUAUCUAUGUAACACUUUCAACUCCAAGAAAAUGACAUUUUUGCAUCAAAGGGUUCUUCUUUCAUGUUUAAUUUCGUCUAUCAUUCUCCGGUUACCCCAAGUUUCUUCUCGUGGGCCGAUUUAUAGGCCCCCAAGUGUCGAGCGAUUAACAGAUCGUUUUCGUUCCACAACGGUUUCGCAGAAAAUGUCAACUUUUUUUGGAGCAUCAAAUAUUCACAUGAAGAGCAAUGGAUCAUAUACUGAUAUUAUUUUAGAUAAAACUUCAGGUUCGGGAUUGGUUUCAAAAGAUAGAUACUAUCAUGGAUUCUUUAGCGUUGCAAUAAAGCUACCAAUGGGGGAUACUUCAGGAGUAGUACUAGCUUUCUAUAUGUCUAAUUCAGAUGUUUUUCCGCAUAACCAUGAUGAGAUUGACUUUGAAUUGCUUGGGCAUGAGAAGAGAAGGCAAUGGGUUCUUCAAACAAACAUUUAUGGUAAUGGGAGUGUCAAAACAGGAAGAGAAGAAAAGUUUUACCUUUGGUUUGACCCUACACAAGAGUUUCAUCAGUAUAGUAUGUUAUGGAACACCCAUCACAUAGUGUUUCUAGUAGACAAUAUACCAAUAAGAGAAGUAACCUACAACCAAGCCUCGUCACCUAUGUAUCCAUCAAAGCCAAUGUCGUUAUACACGACCAUAUGGGACGGUUCACAGUGGGCCACACAUGGCGGAAAAUAUCCCGUUAACUACAAAUAUGCACCAUUUGUCGCAUCCUUAGGAGAACUUAAAGCAGAAGGUUGUUUGAUGUCGAAAGCAAACUCAACAUCUACAGGCUCGUGCUCAAAGAGUUCAACUCUUUUGACCUCUGACCCUAUUGAAGGAAACGAGUAUGUAAAGCUAACAAGCCAACAAACCAUUGGUUUGAAAUGGGCUCGAUCUAAACAUAUGUUUUACUCUUAUUGUAAAGACACUUCAAGAUACAAAAUUCUUCCUCCAGAAUGCAAUGCUUAGAAGUUGGAGUUGGAAACUAGUCAUUUGGCCCUAUAUGUUUCUUAUUGUUCCAUAUAUAGUUGUAUACACCUCUUGUAAUGACAAUUUUACCCUCCAUUGAAUUGCUAUAUUGAUAUAUUUUUCAACAAAAGUUGGUCUU
Molecule: messenger RNA, 1141 nt
Organism: Helianthus annuus (common sunflower)
Lineage: Eukaryota; Viridiplantae; Streptophyta; Magnoliopsida; Asterales; Asteraceae
Product: probable xyloglucan endotransglucosylase/hydrolase protein 33
Exons: 4
Coding region: 49-1002 (317 amino acids)
Biological process (GO): cell wall biogenesis; xyloglucan metabolic process
Cellular component (GO): cell wall; apoplast
Molecular function (GO): hydrolase activity, hydrolyzing O-glycosyl compounds; xyloglucan:xyloglucosyl transferase activity
Source: RefSeq, a predicted model, not a curated record